Messenger RNA from Micropterus salmoides (largemouth bass), 1484 nucleotides. Its product is annotated as pyruvate dehydrogenase (acetyl-transferring) kinase isozyme 2, mitochondrial-like. Gene Ontology annotation, biological process: protein phosphorylation; regulation of glucose metabolic process. Gene Ontology annotation, molecular function: pyruvate dehydrogenase (acetyl-transferring) kinase activity. The record is from RefSeq and is a predicted model, not a curated record. Lineage: Eukaryota; Metazoa; Chordata; Actinopteri; Centrarchiformes; Centrarchidae. Gene Ontology annotation, cellular component: mitochondrion.
CCAAAAACCCUGACCAGCCCCUCCACAUUGUCUAUGUGCCAUCCCAUCUCUACCAUAUGCUGUUUGAGCUUUUCAAGAACGCCAUGAGAGCUACAGUAGAGACCCAUGAGACGAGCCCCACGUUGCCCCCGAUCAAAGUGAGAGUUUCACUGGGGAGUGAGGACCUCACUAUCAAGAUGUCUGACAGAGGAGGUGGAGUCCCUCUGAGGAAGAUUGAGCGUCUCUUCAGCUACAUGUACUCCACAGCUCCCAGUCCAGUCCAUGCAGACAACUCUCGCAAUGCGCCACUGGCUGGUUUUGGCUAUGGCCUGCCCAUCUCCCGUCUGUAUGCCAAGUACUUCCAGGGAGACCUGCAGCUCUACUCUAUGGAGGGCUAUGGCACCUCAGCUGUCAUAUACCUGAAGGCCUUGUCCUCAGAGUCAAUAGAGAGACUUCCUGUUUUCAACAAGUCAGCCUUACGGCAUUACCAGGCGACCACUGAGGCUGAUGACUGGUGCAUGCCCAGCAAGGAUCCAAAGAAACUGGGCAAGUAUGAGAGGACUCGGUGAUUGAGGACUGAGGGAGGAGGUGGAGGACAAAAUAGUUUCACUAAUAGAAUUAAGAAAAAGAGGGCCCGUGUUGGGAGAAAUUUAUAAGCUUGUACUGUAAGUGUGGGAGAUGGCACCGAAUGCUCUCAGCGUGUUGUUGGACCUGGACUUGUGUAAUGUGGAUUCCUUUCUCACACAAGAGAGAAACCUAGAUGGGGAAAAAAGGCUCAUUGGUUGUGUCAAGAAUCAGAAAAAUGCAGCUGAACUUUUACUGCCAGCCUCCAGGCAAUUUAACACAGAAAAUGCUCCCCACAUUUAAUUUCAUUAUACAGUAUGAUGAUUAUAGACUGAUAUCAGGGCUUAAAGUUCUCCAGAUCUGUGCCGGAAUUCUGCCGUGGGGUGUUUUCUUAUUCGACAAAUUCGACAUAUAAACAUGUCUUGUAAUUUAAAUAACUGUCCCGUCAAGUGUCGAAUGUGUGUGUGUGUCGGUGUAUACUAUCUUCUAAUCUCUGUCGGCGGAGACAGAGCAGGUAGAUGCUUGGGUUCCUUUGAUGCGCUACAGCAAACUUUUAAAAUGUUGAACUCGUUCUGCAUGAAUGAUUAUUGACGAGUUAGUGCUUAGCAUUAACUAAUUAGAUCAUUUUUGUAGAUCAUUUUUCUUACACAAGGAUUUAAUAAAUAAAACCCCACAGAAAUGAAACUGCUGUCCAACUGGAAUUAACAUUACACUAGUGGUAAGCUUUAUAGUAUACUGUUAUCUGAUAUUUUAAUGAGACAAUUUAUCCCUAGUACCGGACGAUACACACUCCCCAGUGUGAAUGGGAAUUAUCAGUAGGGCUGGGCAAUAAAACAAUAAUGAUAAUUAUCGCAAAAAGUUUCCUCAGUAACAAUAUAACAAAUAUUUAAUAAAUGUUUUAUUUAAGUUAUUUGAAACACGAACAAAUCAGCACUUAAUCU